Molecule: messenger RNA, 2940 nt
Organism: Topomyia yanbarensis
Lineage: Eukaryota; Metazoa; Arthropoda; Insecta; Diptera; Culicidae
Gene: Cog1
Product: conserved oligomeric Golgi complex subunit 1
Exons: 4
Coding region: 67-2799 (910 amino acids)
Biological process (GO): intra-Golgi vesicle-mediated transport
Cellular component (GO): COG complex; Golgi apparatus
Source: RefSeq, a predicted model, not a curated record
UUUAUUGAUUCCAAAAUUUGGAGCUGAACUUAAUUAUUGCUUUUUACUAUAAAUCACGCUUGUACCAUGGCGAAAGCCACCAAUCUGCUUAACAUCAAUGUGGACAAUCUCUUUGAGCAACACAGUAUUACCGAUAUUGACCAGAUUCAUAAACAACUCCAAGCAGAAGUCGAGCUCAAACGGGAGGAACUUCGAACCAUGGUUGGGGAACGCUACCGUGACCUGCUUAAGGCAGCGGAUACAAUCGGGGACAUGAAAACAACGGCCAGUUCCAUUAUUGGUAAUAUAGAUAAUAUUACCGCUGUCUGUCGUCAACUGAAUGAGCACCAACUGAUUGGAUUCCGAUCGGGAGCCCAGAAAAAGAACGUCUCUAAUAAAUUCUAUGGAAUUCUUGUUCAAAUCAAGCUAUUAACCAACCUUCCGGAGAUGAUAUGGAGUGCCAUUGAUAACGAAGAUUACUUUGUCGCAACGCAGUUGUUUAUUUUUUCUAGACAUAUCUCAACAGGACUACAGUUGGACUCAAACAAUGAAGUUAUGGCCAAGUUUUCGGUUGCCAAAAAGCAGUGGGCCGUUCUAAGCCAGUUCUUUUUUACCAUUAAACAAAACUGUGCAAACUGUCUAGAACGAGAAGACUUGCGACCGGAAGUUGCUGCAAAAUGUUUGGCUAGCAUGCUUCUGUUAGAAAACUGUCAGCUUGAACAGAUCUUGAAUGGCUUCGUACAGAUGCGCUUGAAAGCAUUCUCUGGAGUUCUUUCAGACAGUUCAAAAAAUGAAAAAGUUAAAGAUAAGAUUGUCGCUAGUUUAAAAGUGUUGAUGAACACGGUCGAUUUGAUUAAUAGAUGUUUCAUAGGCACUGGACAAGAGGCAGGUCUUCUCAUGAUGGAAUUAACCUCGGUGACCGGCGAAAGUUCCCUUCCGACGAUUAGUUUGAUAAGGUCAGAAGAUCCGAAAAUCAUUCAAACAUUACCGGACAUUAUCUGCAAAUUUCGACCAAGGUUACAACUUCAAUCGUUAAAUACGGAAAUGGUGCGAAACAGUUCUCAAUACUGGCUACUAAAUGUGGAGAAAAUAGCGUUAAAGCAGCUUGCUUCUUUUAUGGAUUUAGUUCCAACGAUCAAAAUGCUACAUGACAUAAGAACACUUUGUCUAAGAGCAGCUGAAAAGCCAGAACAAUGGUCUGAAACUUGCAAAAAAUUGUCUCUUACAGAAUCGCUGGAUUUUUAUAACCUUUUCUACCAACCAUUGAUUAACGCUCGAGCAAAAUCUAUAAUCAAAUCUUGUUGGUCUGAGACAGUAGAAAGCAAUUGUAACGACAUUCUUGAACUAAUAAGGACCGCAUCAACUGACAAGUCUCUGAAGAAUAUGAAAUACUUCGUGUGGUCCGAAUCGGCAGACGACAAUCCACUGAACUUGAAAGAUGCACUCGAUCGAUCUAAUCUGGCUUCCCAUCAAUUACUAAUGAAAUCAAGAGCGAUUCCACCCUCGCUAGUAAAACUUGCAUCCUUGCUCGAUGAACGCGUUCAAGCUCUAACCGACGAAGUAUCCUCAUUUUUGAAAAGUUCCAAUGAUUCAGAAGUAGAUCAUCUUACUGUAUUUUACAGCGAUAGUAGUGUUGAAAGUGUCUUUCAACUUAUAACAUCAAUAAAAUCGGCGGAAUACAAGCAAACGGGUGAUAGCUUUAUUAUACUCGCCCGACUUUUGAUAGCCUUCAAAGAGCUUUGUCCUUCGUUAAAACAAUGUGUUGCCUCGUCUAAAUUUGCACACACAACCCCGUGGCAUGAUGAUGAUAAUCUUCAAAUGAGUAGUAAACGUUCAUUUGAUUUGCAAAUGAACAAUUGGACUAAGAUAUCUGGCUUGUUGGACGAGGAAAGUUUAAGGUUUUGGAAACUGUGGAUAGACGAAUUUGAGAAGAAAUGGCCACAGUUGGACCAACAUGCCGGUUAUGCAACAGUACUUGUAGACUUCCCCCUAUGGGAUAUAGUUGCCAUUGAAGAGAAUGAUGAGCAGAACCAACCGGUGCAAUCAACCAUUCGAGUUCCCGCACUUCCAAGCUUUUCACUGCAAAAACUGCUCCAUACGAUAGCCACUCACCUCAGUUCGUUCAUACCCCACACAAUCCCGAAAAGCAUUGUAACUCUGAUCGUGGAUAAAACUGUCGCUCGGUUGUACAAUCAUUACCGGAACCUGUCGGCGCUCGAUUUCAUACAGAAGAACCAAAAUUCGGCCUUACAGUACUAUUUCGAUUUGAAAUUUAUUCAGCUUUUAUUUACCGGGCGUGAGAAGAAACAAUUCAACGAUGACUACAAUCAGUUGAUUGACACCUUUAAGAGUUACAUCGACCCGUUCGACUUUGAUGUGUUCCAUUCGCAUGUGAACACUAAUGUGAAACGUGCGGUUCAGCGAAUGCAGCACUUUUUCGGUGUAAUGAUAGUAAACGGAGACCAAUUCAGCACGAUCCAGAGUAGCACAGUUGGGACGUCUGCUGCUAAUGUUAGCAAGCUUAGUCAGGAUAAAAAUCCAAAUAUUUUAGCUCUUAGUUCUAACAGUGCGAGCGAGACGUGGUUCCCGCUUUUACCUAUUGUGACAAAAGAAAUGCCAACGGCCACGACAGCGGUGGUGGAACUAGUCGGGUUUGCUGAUAAACCGGAUGAUAAGCCGAUGAAAACCCCACCCAAAGAAACCAACACAACCAACAAACCGAAGGAACCGUUACCAUCAUCGUCUUCGUCUGCAACGGCACAAAAUUACGCCAAAGGAGCGGCUGCUUUCUUUGGUCUCGAUAAGGACUGGUUCAGAUAAAAGCUAGACUUAUUAGUAAGUAAUACACAAAAUAUUCACCUGAUUUAAAAAUAUGAUGAUUCUAUUUUUCAUAAAUUUGUUCAACUAAUUUAUUAAGUCUUAGAAGUAAUACACGAAUUAUUUAAACACAUUUAUAUACAA